UUCGUUUUCGUUUGCAGAGAACGGGUUAUUAGUAGCAUAAGGACAACACACAGCGAACCGAUCAUUUUGUUUUAUACUAAUUUUAGCCGGAAAAUAUACAUCGAAAGUAGAAAGUGUUAAUUGAAGAUUGUCUUACACACAAAGUGAUUUGACCUUAUAACAACAUACACCUGUGUACUGGAUCGACAUUAUUGUUUGUAGUUUUUCGGUCAAUAAAAAAUUAGUUAUCGCAAUCCAAUUUACUAUAUUGGCUAGUCGAAUUGUGUGCUAUUUUCGCUGAUAAUAUUUCGUAAUAAUUGAUAUGUUGCACUAAACGUCGAUAUUGUAUUGGAAUUUGAACGCAAUAUAAUUCGAUUUUUCAGUAAUUGAGUGAUAACUAGCUGGGUGCUCUGGCAAAUAAAGUAAACUCUCGAUUAUAUAUGUGCAUAGUAAUGUGAAUGCAGUUGAAUUUGCUAUACGUAAACAAAUAAAGUGCAAAUCUACUAAACUGGAAUUGAGCAAUUUAUAACAACGGAAACGAACAGUUCGUAUACUUUACUGAGUGGUUGAGCGUUGUUCAAACGACAUAAGAAUUCUACUUACAUAAUCAUAUUAUAUUCACACUUGGAAUAAGUAUAUAUAUCUAACAAUAACGUUUGGAUUCUGAAGCACCGCAAAGUAUUUCGCCAUGAGUAAGGAACAAACAAAAUUAGACACAACCAAACAAGUAACAAGUCCGGAAGAAUGCGACGAUCUGAGCCCAAUGCCACAAGCACAAGUACCGCCAGUUCGAAGGAGAGGUGGAAUCUCAGCCGAACCAGUUACCGAAGAAGACGCUACUAGUUAUGUCAAAAAAGUUGUUCCAAAAGACUACAAAACAAUGGCUGCCCUAUCAAAAGCUAUAGCGAAAAAUGUUCUAUUUUCGCAUUUAGAUGAAAACGAACGGUCGGAUAUAUUCGACGCAAUGUUUCCAGUUAAUUGCUUAACAGGUGAACCAAUUAUUCAACAGGGCGAUGAGGGUGAUAAUUUCUAUGUCAUCGAUCAAGGUGAAGUUGAGGUAUUCGUAAAUUCUGAAUUGGUAACAACAAUUGGCGAAGGUGGUAGUUUUGGUGAAUUAGCCUUAAUAUACGGAACACCCAGAGCAGCAACUGUACGUGCCAAAACGGACGUUAAACUAUGGGGUAUCGACAGAGACUCAUACCGUCGCAUUUUGAUGGGUUCGACCAUACGAAAACGAAAAAUGUACGAAGAAUUCUUAUCGCGCGUAUCAAUUUUGGAGAGCUUAGACAAAUGGGAACGGCUUACUGUAGCUGAUUCAUUGGAGCCAGUAAGCUUUGAGGAUGGCGAAACAAUUGUUAAGCAGGGAGAAGCUGGAGACGAUUUUUAUAUAAUCGUCGAGGGCUGUGCUGUUGUAUUGCAGCAACGAGCGGAAGUGGGUGAGGAACCAGCUGAAGUUGGACGUUUAGGACCUAGUGAUUAUUUCGGAGAAAUUGCACUACUUUUGGAUAGACCUAGAGCAGCCACAGUUGUCACCAGAGGGCAAUUGAAGUGCGUAAAGCUGGAUAGAAAUAGAUUUGAACGUGUUCUUGGUCCAUGCGCUGACAUACUCAAGCGAAACAUUACACAAUAUAACAGUUUCGUUUCGUUGUCAGUUUAAUGCUAAUCAAUCAACCACUAUGAACAUAGCAUUUAGUAUUUACCAAUAAGGAAAUAAACAGAAAAUUAAUUUAUAAAAUCGAAACAAAACAAAACAAAAAUAUUGUGGUAAGCAUUUGUACUAUCUCUCCUACUGAAAAAUCAAUAUUUUUUAAUGUCCCAAUCUGACGAUAAAAGAGCCGGUUCUGAGUUUCAAAGAAAUAUUUUUGUGUUUUUAUUCUUUCGAACGUGAUUUCAAGAAAUGAGAAUCAUCACGUUGUUCAGACGAUCCACUCCAAUUAAGUGCGGCAUCAGCUCAUGUCAACGCACUGUGAAUUUUAUGAUGAAAUGUGAAAACUGUUCAUCUAACAAUAUAAUCGCAUUUACAGACUAAGCGUAUUAUGAGACAAUAUAAUCGCAUUGACUAUGAGAGGGCAUUCACUAUACGCUGACAUAAGCCGAUAACGCACUAUUGGUAUACUUUCCAUCUAUUAAACCAAUUAGUCUAAUUUGUUGAUCAAUUAUUGUCGACAUAACUGUUGUAAGUGUGUUCACAUCGCCUGGUUUACCAAUUAACAAAACAUUUAGGUGGAAGGGUGACCGAGUAUUUCUCAAAAUUUCUUUUAUUUCCACUGCAACGGAAUGUUGAUGGAAAGCUAUCGAAUAUUUUGAUUUUAAAUUUUACACGGAUGAUUUACAGUAAAUGUCAACCGAAUUGUGUCUUAGUUUGUUUCAGUACUUAUAAAACGGUAUAAGCAACGUGUUAAGUGGACCCCGUGGUAAACGAAGAGUCCAGCUGAAGCAAACGUAGACACAAAUUUGGUUAAUGUUAGCUGUACCCAUUUUGCGAAAUCUUUGUUUAAUUUUUUUGUUCUUUAUUUAUUUACUAUGUUGGCUAAACAGCAUUUUAUUGUGUGUGUAAGGUUUGUGUGAGUGUGUGUGUAUGUGUGGAAAAACAACAUUUCUGAUGAAAUUAAUUUUUGUUAUUUUUAAAAUGCGAUGUAAUGUCCUCAAUUAAGCCUCAAUUCGCCCUCCUCCUACUGCAAUUCAUUGCAAAUUAUAUAUAUUUUUAGAUAACACGCAUGUAACGUAGUCCGAGAUUAUAUCAAAAAGUAUUUAUCGCCAAAUUAUAAAAAGGGAACUGGUUUCCUAUUUUGCCACAAAAGAAUAUAAUUUCUUCUCCAUUUUGGUUCAUUUUAGUUUCAUUUUUCUAGUUUUUUUUCGAGAAGCCAAAAUGCAAAAAUUU
This is a messenger RNA of Bradysia coprophila, 2860 nucleotides long. RefSeq names its product protein kinase, cAMP-dependent, regulatory subunit type 1 (gene Pka-R1). Gene Ontology annotation, cellular component: cAMP-dependent protein kinase complex; cytosol. Gene Ontology annotation, molecular function: cAMP binding; protein kinase A catalytic subunit binding; cAMP-dependent protein kinase inhibitor activity. NCBI's taxonomy places the organism in Eukaryota, Metazoa, Arthropoda, Insecta, Diptera, Sciaridae. The record is from RefSeq and is a predicted model, not a curated record. Gene Ontology annotation, biological process: negative regulation of cAMP-dependent protein kinase activity.